Cervus elaphus (red deer) is the source of this 4100-nucleotide messenger RNA. RefSeq names its product scavenger receptor class B member 2 (gene SCARB2). Gene Ontology annotation, biological process: protein targeting to lysosome; receptor-mediated endocytosis. The record is from RefSeq and is a predicted model, not a curated record. The transcript is spliced from 12 exons. Gene Ontology annotation, molecular function: scavenger receptor activity. NCBI's taxonomy places the organism in Eukaryota, Metazoa, Chordata, Mammalia, Artiodactyla, Cervidae. The coding region runs from base 12 to 1448 and encodes 478 amino acids. Gene Ontology annotation, cellular component: cytoplasm; lysosome; membrane.
CGGUGCGCGGAAUGGGCAGGUGCUGCUUCUACGCGGUGGGGACGCUGUCCCUGCUGUUGCUGGUGACCAGCAUCACGCUGCUGGUGGCCCGAGUCUUCCAGAAGGCCGUGGACCAGACGAUCGAGAAGAAUAUCGUGUUAAGGAACGGUUCCGAGACCUUUGACUCCUGGAAGAAGCCCCCUCUGCCCGUGUACACCCAGUUCUAUUUCUUCAAUGUCACCAAUCCAGAGGAGAUCCUCAAUGGGGAGACCCCUCGGUUGGAAGAAGUGGGGCCAUACACCUACAGGGAACUCAGAAACAAGGACGAUAUUCAAUUUGGAGAUAAUGGAACAACAAUAUCUGCUGUGAGCAACAAGGCCUAUGUUUUUGAACGAGACAAAUCUGUUGGAGACCCGAAAAUUGACUUACUUAGAACAUUAAAUAUUCCUGCAUUGACCGCCAUGGAAUGGACCCAGCUGCCCUUACUCCGGGAUCUCAUCGAGGCCCUGCUGAAGGCCUAUCGGCAGAAGCUCUUUGUGACCCACACGGUGGAUGAACUGCUCUGGGGUUACAAAGAUGAAAUCUUAUCCCUCAUCAGUGCUUUCAAACACGACAUCUCUCCUUAUUUUGGCCUGUUUUAUGGGAAAAAUGGGACUAAUGAUGGAGACUAUGUUUUUCUAACUGGAGAAGACAAUUACCUUAACUUUACCAAGAUUGUGGAAUGGAAUGGAAAAACGUCGCUUGACUGGUGGACAGCAGAUGAGUGCAAUAUGAUCAAUGGAACAGAUGGAGACUCUUUUCACCCAUUAAUCACCAAAGAUGAAAUCCUUUAUGUCUUCCCAUCUGAUUUUUGCAGGUCAGUGUAUAUAACUUUCAGUGACUUUGAGAGUGUCCAGGGACUGCCUGCCUUGAGGUAUAAGGUGCCUGCAGAAAUAUUAGCCAAUACCUCGGACAACGCUGGCUUCUGUAUACCUAAAGGAAACUGCCUGGGCUCAGGAGUUUUGAAUGUCAGCGUCUGCAAGAACGGUGCACCUAUUAUUAUGUCUUUCCCACACUUCUACCAGGCAGAUGAAAAGUUUGUCUCUGCCAUUGAAGGCAUGCAUCCAAAUAAGGAAUAUCAUGAGACGUUUGUGGACAUCAAUCCUUUGACUGGAAUUAUCCUAAGAGCAGCCAAGAGGUUCCAAAUCAACGUUUAUGUCAGAAAAUUAGAUGACUUCAUUGAAACAGGAAACAUUCAAACCCUGGUUUUCCCAGUGAUGUAUAUCAAUGAGAGUGUUCUCAUUGAUAAAGAGACUGCAAGUCGACUGAAGUCUGUGAUUAACACUACUCUGAUUGUCACCAGCAUACCUUAUAUUAUCAUGGCGCUGGGUGUGUUUUUUGGUCUGAUCUUCACCUGGCUUGCGUGCAGAGGACAGAGAUCCACGGAUGAGGGAACUGCAGACGAAAGAGCGCCCCUCAUACGAACCUAAUCCAACCGUGAGCCGUGCCUGGGGAAGGAAGCAUGCGCACUGUUGUGACUUGGGCCAUGAUGACGUGGGGCGACCAUCUGUGUCCUCACGGGCUUGUCGCCUGCUGAGACAGGAGGACACCCCGUGCCGGCGUGUGAUGAGCCCCUUCCAGCAGAGGUUCAGGAACAGGCUGACCUGGUUGGCCGUUAGGAUCCUGUGGUCCCUGACAGAUUGUUUUGUUUUUCAUGUGUCUAGCAAGUAUUUAAUAAACGCUUGUAAUUUUUUGUUAUUGUUGGGUGCUGGUAGCUCCAGAAGUUUGUGACCACUGUCGUGGUUAUAAUGUCUUUGCAUCACUUGUUAAUGCUACUUGGUCUAACCUUAGUACUCUUCAUUCACCAGACUUUGUGCUCAGAAUACAUAAAUGUUACUUUAGGUUGUAUUCCUCCACCCAUUUCAUCCACCAAACAGAAGUAAAUAAGAGUUCGGAAUGCAGGGUAAAAUGGUAAACAUCAUUCAGUAGUAUUCAAAGGCAUUUAAUUUCCUCUUUUGAAAAAGUACAUAUUGCCUUUCUUGUGAAUCUUCAGUUCAUAAUUCCUCCAGGAUGAUAAUUCAGUCUUCUGACCAACUUUCACCCAGGAUAGGAAUCAAGCGGGGAAGGGGUUGGUGGGGUGGUCCCCAGGAGUUGAUAGCGAUAAGCACCUGAGGAUUUUUGACUUGUACUUUUGUGAAUUGAGAGAAUGCAUAAAUAAUGUUGGUGAGGACAAGUACAGAUGUUUCAUAUAGAAUAGAGUGCUAGUUAUGACCUUCGUGGGUAGUUUUUUUUAAGUCAGAAUGAUCUUGAUGUGGAAAGGUGUUUCUGGGAAAAUGUAAUCAGUAAAUGAUUUUUUCCCCCCGAACCACCCUUGCCAAAUACAGCUGUGUUAACUACAGUACUAUUGAGUGAUUAUUUGUAAAAUUAUUUAUCAAUGUAGGAAAUCUAUCUAUCCACAACCUAACUUACACUUAAGUUUCAGGAAGUCUUACUGCACUAAAUACACAUUUCUUCUGGGGCAGUCUUCUUGGGAACUCUGAAAUUGUUUUUAUGAGUUGUUCUCUCCUCAGAUUCAGUUCCUUCUGGUGUUUUGUGGCUCACUAUCACUCACUGAAUAGAGAAAAAUGUGCCCUGCGCUUCCUGUGACAAUCGUUUUGCUGACAGAUUGAUGGUGUUUUAAAAUAAUUGCACAGGAAGUACUUUUAAGAAAGGUCACUUGGUGUCAAAAGCAGAGCCACCUGUCUGCAGAAGACCUCUUGACUCUCAAUGUAACCUGAGUUAGGAUUGAGAACGAUCCAUUGUCACAGAAUUCAAGCAUAUUUAAGGGCAGUUUCUCUGAUUCUUAAUGCUCACCAUUCAUUUUGGAUUGAGAAACUUGUACAGUUAAUCUGGCAGACCACACAGAGAACUUCUUAACAGUUGAAUCAUUCUGCAGGAUUUUUUUUGUUUAAAACGGGAUUUCAGUGUAAGCAAACGAGGGAAAAAAGCCACAGAUUUCACAAAUAUAGCUUAUGAUCCCGGUAUGGAGGCAAUAAAUCAUUUCCUUGCCCCAAUUUGCCUACUCUCUACACUAAAGCAAUAUGUAAUGUUUCCCUUUUUUGAAGGAGCAAUUCAUUAAACUCUCAGUUUCUCUAUACAUUAAGAUAGAACCUAUAGAUACCCCAAAUCACCAAAAUGUGAGAUGCUAAAUUGAAGUUAUUUUGUCUUUAGUAAUGCCAAAUAUCUAGAUGUUUUAAUUCAUCAACAUUUAACUAGAUAAUUGGGACAUCUUACUGUUAUGCACCCACUUAUUCACACAAACAAAACUGAUAAGUCAAUGCAUACCCAUUUAUUCAUUCUAUUAUCAAGAUAUAAUCAUCUGAGAGGAGGAAAUUUUUAAAUACUAUGAUAACAGUUAAAGAUGUACACGUUUUGACUGAAUCCCACACAGCCAGGGACCCCAAAACAUUAUUUUCAUAUGAUUCUUAAUAGUUACUUGGCUUAAAAAAAUCACAUUUGAUAUUUUCCUCCUAAAAAAUCUGUGGCAAACCCAUAUGCUGCAGUCAAGAUUAUAGACUGGUUAAGAACGCAUGUACCUAUUUGGUUUUCAGUUGAAAAAUAACAAACCAUUCCUCAUGAUCAUUUUUGUGGAGCUGUUAUCCUAGACAGGCUCCCAAAAUCUUUGUGACUGUCACAAUCAAAGAAUACCAUGUCCUGUACUAUGAUGCUCAAUUUACAGAGAAACCCAACACAGAGAGGUUACCUCCCUUCUCUCGGGGAAAACUGGGAGUUGAACACAGGACAGGAAAUGGGCUUUGCCACUUUCCAUUCCAGGCUUCUCCCACUAGACUUUAUUCUAGAAAGAUCACUAAUGGUCAAGCAGGGCAGGUACUCCACAACUAACUUCUAUUGGGGUUUUUACUUAAGAGAGACUAAUUCUUUAUUUCAAUUGCUUGAAACGAGAGUUCUGUAAAUGGUGACCUCCAUCCUUGGCCCUUUAGUACUAUCACUGGGAUUAAUUGCUUGUGACUAUUAAAGAAAAUGCUGCCCAGAAUGUCCUUCCUGUAGUUUAUACUGCUGGUUCCUUUCAUGUGAUUCUUGACAUGUGUAUUUCUACCCUUAAUGCAAUGGAAUAUUUCACUAAUAAAAAACUUUCUAUGAAA